GGAAUUGCACAGGGAAUUCGAACAAUGGAACCUCCUGGAGCCUCCCAAUUUCUUCAAUGUCCCUCUAGAACUUUCCUCUUCUCCAUUGCCCCGGUACUGACUGGCUUCCUAUGCACCUAUAAAUUCCCAGAAGCACCUCUCCUUUUUUCCUCAGAGUAAAUCGAACAAUCCCAUUCCAGAAGUUUCCAAGAAAGUUUUCUAGCAUUUCGCGUCCGCAACGAGACUAACCUACUCAUAAGAGUGAAAUGGAUCUCAGAAUCAUGGGUGUGGAUUCUCCACUGUUCUCCACUCUGCAUCAGAUGAUGGACCUGACCGAAGACACCGACAAGUCUUCCUUCAACGCUCCUACCCGUACCUACGUGCGCGACGCCAAGGCCAUGGCUGCCACUCCCGCCGAUGUCAAGGAGUAUCCAACUUCCUACGUCUUCAUCAUCGACAUGCCCGGGCUCAAGUCUGGGGACAUCAAGGUCCAGGUAGAGGAUGACAAUGUGCUGGUGAUUAGCGGCGAGAGGAAACGAGAUGAGGAGAAAGAGGGGCCAAAGUACGUUAGGAUGGAGAGGAGGAUCGGGAAAUUUAUGAGGAAGUUUGUGCUGCCUGAGAAUGCCAACACAGAUGCUAUCUCCGCGGUUUGCCAGGACGGCGUGCUGACUGUGACUGUGGAGAAGCUUCCGCCUCCAGAACCCAAGAAGCCCAAGACAAUUGAGGUUAAGAUUGCAUAAGCUUGCAGUAGUCGGUGGGAUGGGCGACAAGAUUAGGCUAUGACUGUGUUGUGGAUUUGGUCGGAUCAUGGGAAUAGUCGAGUAUUUUGUGUCUUUCGUGUGUUCUGUCUUUGCUUGCAAGUGGAUUUUGUCUGUGUCAUAUGUAGGAUUUCAAGUUAUUAUGCCUACGGUUUGAUGGUAGAAAACAGUUCUUACAAAUGAUGCAUGUGCUAUUAUGAUAUAAACAGCAUUUUUAUCUUCUGGAUGUUUCAAUUUU
This is a messenger RNA of Juglans regia (Persian walnut), 975 nucleotides long. RefSeq names its product 17.1 kDa class II heat shock protein. Bases 246 to 719 code for a protein of 157 amino acids. Gene Ontology annotation, biological process: protein folding; protein complex oligomerization; response to heat. The record is from RefSeq and is a predicted model, not a curated record. Lineage: Eukaryota; Viridiplantae; Streptophyta; Magnoliopsida; Fagales; Juglandaceae. The transcript has a single exon.